Messenger RNA from Balearica regulorum gibbericeps (East African grey crowned-crane), 3012 nucleotides. RefSeq lists its product as uncharacterized. The record is from RefSeq and is a predicted model, not a curated record. Gene Ontology annotation, biological process: meiotic sister chromatid cohesion; meiotic chromosome segregation. Gene Ontology annotation, cellular component: nucleus; chromosome, centromeric region; kinetochore. Lineage: Eukaryota; Metazoa; Chordata; Aves; Gruiformes; Gruidae.
AUGUACAGGUUCAUUUUGAUGAUGGAUAAACAAGCAACUGCUAGAUCAUCUACCAUUUUCCCCUCGGAUGCUGUUAAAGGACAUAUGAAGAAGAAGGAUAGAACAUUACAAGCUGCAAAAUGGAAUGCUUCUUUAGCAUCUAAAAUCAAAACUAAAUUAAUAAAUAACUCAUCUAUGUUUAAAGUAUCUUUAAAACAAAACAAUAAAGCAUUAGCUGUGGCUUUGAGUACAGAGAAAGAAAAUUCUCGGAAGCUAAAGAAUGAGAAGAUUUUUCUUCAGAAGGAAGUAGAAAAGCUGCAGCUUCAUAAUAUCUUGCUUCGUCGAAAACUAAACUGUUUGAAUAAAACUCUUAUAGAAAUAGAAGCAUUUUUGAAUUAUAACCUCUUAACUGCAAUAGAAAUAAGCAGUCUUUCUGAGAAUCUUCAGAGUUCUCUUCCUCUGUCACCUGGUCCAAGUAGCUCUACUGAUGACCAGUUCAGGAGUACAUGUCAGUCAGCUAGAUAUGUGGAAUUGCCAGUGAAGCUUCCUUUAAUCGCAACAGCUAAUACAAAACAGCAAGAUAGCCCUUCUGUGUGUGAAAUACCAAAUUCUUAUAGGUGUACCACUGUUUUGUCAAAGGAAACGCAUUCAGGUCAAAUCAAGUUUGCAUUGUCGUUGCCUUCUAGUACAAAUAAUCAGAAGUUAAUUGAAAAUGACCCAGUGGAAACGACCGUUGACGGAAAUAUAUUUUUAAAAGAAAAUCAGUUAUGCACAGAACUAAGUUGCAGUAGUGCUUUCCUGACUCGUGUCAAGAAUACACAAUCUUUAAGACAAUCUGAGGAGCUUACAAAACAAUAUAAUGAUAGUUCAUUGCCAUUCCGUGGAAAUGUGACAGAAAGAAAGAAACAUGCAGUACUUUAUAAGUCAAAACCUCAACCUAAUAUAAAUGAUUUUGAUAAAAAAUGUAGCUCAAGUAAUCUGCCUCAUGGUAUCAACAGCAGCAGCAACCCCGAUGACAUGAAUUUGCAGGAAAGUUCAAGUGACUUGUCUUGCAUUAUUCUUUCACCUCUUAAAUUUAGCAAUGAAAGUAAGAUAGAUUUUAAGAAGCUGCAUUUUACUGACAAGAUGAAGCCCGAAGAAACUGUUUAUGAUGCUGAUAUGGAGUUGACUGCCAGUGAUGCAGGUGAACUACUCGCAGUUACAUCGAAAGACAAAGAUAAAUUGCACAGAAAUAGAAAUAGUAAUGCCAAUUCUGAUAAAAUGUUCUCAAAUUUCAGAAAAGUAAAAUAUUCUAAGAAGGAUAAAGAGAAAAUUAAAAGCAAGACCGAAGGCAAUUCAAGUUUGUAUACAGAAGACAGGAACACUAGGGCUGACAGUAGUGAAGUUGCAAAAACUACUGACUCACAAACUCAACUAUUCCAAAGUCAGACAGAACAGCUACCUACAGGAAAUUCUGUAGGGCAACAGAGUUUGCUACAUACCAGCAAAUACCAUCAAGCAGAAAAUUCUCUAAGUAAAGCUAAAGAUUCUAGCAGGACAUACCAGGUUAACUUAAUGAGUCCAAGAAAAGGGGAGACAAAUAAAGAAACUUUCUCAGAAAUGUUUAAAGACCUGGAGAGCAAAAUACAAAAAGCAGACUCAAACUCAUCUAUCAAUAAGAUCCCACCAGAAGUUCAUUGUGCUGAAAAUUUACCAUUGCAGGAUAACGCUUCUAAUGUAUUGCCUUUACAGUGGGACUUUCUGCAUACAAAUGAGAAACAUAGCAGACCAAAAAUAAACAGGAAAGCUUUUCAAAACCCUUCUAAAAUUGGCACAGCAAAAUACUGUAGAGAGGAAAAUGGGCAGUUUGGAGAAUACAUUUCAAAAAAGUCUCAAACAGAGAUAAGCCAACAUGACAGCAAGAGAAAACAAGACCAGAAGAAUAUUAUAAAGAGAAAAUACAACAAAAAAAGUAGUUACAAACAAAGUGGAGAAACUGAAAGUGACAGCAUUCAUAAAAUUACUCAGAAAGUAGACCAAAAGAGAAGCCAUUUUUCGCCAGGCAGAUUAAAAUGUUCAUUGGCAAAGGCUAGCCGGAAAGCAUAUAUAAUACCAACAGAAAAUCUUACACAGUUCUCACUUUGUAAAAAUGAAGAACUGAAAAAUAAGGAUGCAUUGCAUACAGAGGCUGUUCGUGGAAAUAGAGUAACUGAAACUCAGCAAAUGGAAGUAGCUUUAGUUACUCAGGAUGCUGUAGCUAUGAAUAGACCACAAGCUAAAGAACAAGUUGAUGAUGAUGCUAAUAUGUUAAAGGAAGUAGAUUCCUCAUCAGUGGCACAUGAAAACUCUCACAUUAGUAGUUUUCCUGAUAAUCAGGUAAAGCACAAACAGAGGUUUAAUUCUGAUAUUACUGAGACCAGACCAGAAAAAAAAUAUUUCAGGCAUAUUGAUCAGGAGGAGCAGAAUAUUUUGGAUGACCAGGAAGUCCCUCAUGAGAUAGAUUCCUCUAUGAGCAAGUUAAAGUCUACAGUUCAAAAAUCAGAAUUUUUAAAAUUCCUACCUGUUGAAUGUUCUAAGAAUAUGCCAUUAAAUGUGGAUAGCUUUUUCCAGGAAGGUCUUUCCAAUGUAGAGCUCCCAGCUCUUGAUAACCACAGUGCUUCUGUGAACUUUUCUGUAUGGAAAAAGUCUGAAAUCUGUGGAGAAAAUUAUCCUAAUAAAGCACUGGAUGCUGGAAAAGCAGAACAGAAACUGGAUCAUAUUUCUAAAGAGACUUACAAAAACACUCUGACACCUUGUCGUGGGAGAAAGGCUUUGCAAGAUCUGACAAAUAGUAGUCUAUGCUCUCACACUUCCUUACCUAAAUCCCCCAAAACUUUAGAAGAAAACUCAGCAGUACCAUCUAGACGAGGAAGAGGCGCUAUUUGCUACAAAGAACCCAAACUAAACAGCAAAUUAAGGCGUGGGGAUCAGUUUACAGAUACACAAUUUCUGGAUUCCCCAGUCUAUAAAGUAAAAAAUAAGAGAAGUUUUAAAAGUAAAUCAAAAUUUAUUUGA